Rotaria socialis is the source of this 945-nucleotide messenger RNA. The record is from the annotation of a GenBank genome assembly. NCBI's taxonomy places the organism in Eukaryota, Metazoa, Rotifera, Eurotatoria, Philodinida, Philodinidae.
AUGCCACACAAUAAAAUUGUUUUCGUGCUUCUUGUUCUAUAUUGGUUUGAUGCCAUUGGAAGUUCUGCUAUUGCGUUGCCCAAAGAUUCUUUAAAAGCCAAUAGUUCAUCUGUACUGGACUGUAGCAAAUUCAAAAAUGAUUAUGAUAUUCUUCAACAAUUUCCUUUUCCAAUCAUUAUUAAUCCGAUUGAACAAAUAUUUAAUCAAAGUACAGCAACUAUGCAUGAAAAUGAUACUUUUGUCGAAACUAUCUUUAUUCGCGAAGAGAAAGUAGUUCCAUCGAGUGUAUUUUGUUUAUUGAAACUGCACACUUUGCACAUUGAGACGACACCUUUUGAAAAUGGUAUUGUACCCGAUAGUUUAGCAAAUUUAAAACAACUUCGUUACUUUUGGGUUUAUGAUUCAGCUAUUGUAAAAAUAACAGAACGAUUGGAACAACUACUUGAUCUUUCAAUGUUAACUAUGAGAAAUUGCUCAUUAAGUCAUUUACCAAAGUUCAAUAAGCUGAAGAACUUGUGGAGCAUUGAUAUUUCUAGAAAUCAAUUUUCUAAACUAGAAGGAAUUCCUGCUGUACUUAUGGUGUCACUUCAAGAUAAUCGUUUCACUGAAAUACCAACUUUAGAGACACCAGAAAAACUUGCGUAUCUUGAAAUGAGCAACAAUCCUCUACGAAACGUUCAAUCAAUUAGUUCAUAUAUCAAUCUUAAAUCUAUUUCAUUACGAAGUGCAACUCUAACAUCUAUUCCUUCUGAUAUCAAUCAAUUACAAAAACUUCAAACUCUAGACUUAUCUAACAAUAAAUUAUCUGAAAUUCCAGAUAGUCUAAUCAAAAUGCCUGCACUUGAAAUGCUCAACAUAACAAAUAAUAUGUUUACAACUAAAUAUAUUCAAGCCAUUGAAAAGAAAUUCAAAGCAUCUCUUCCAAAUGCAGAAAUAAUUACUUAA